Xylona heveae TC161 is the source of this 1768-nucleotide messenger RNA. RefSeq names its product branched-chain amino acid aminotransferase II. NCBI's taxonomy places the organism in Eukaryota, Fungi, Ascomycota, Xylonomycetes, Xylonales, Xylonaceae. The transcript is spliced from 4 exons. Bases 128 to 1363 code for a protein of 411 amino acids. Gene Ontology annotation, biological process: L-leucine biosynthetic process; L-valine biosynthetic process. The record is from RefSeq and is a predicted model, not a curated record. Gene Ontology annotation, molecular function: branched-chain-amino-acid:2-oxoglutarate transaminase activity. Gene Ontology annotation, cellular component: mitochondrion.
CGUAUCUGGAGAUAGUUCCUAUCGAACCCUCUGUAUUUAUCCUCAAUUGUGCUCCUCCGUCCUCUAUUCUUCUUCAGUACCAUUCGCCUUGCUGUCUGGACCCCUCCGUAUCCAGAGAAGCCCCGUCAUGUUACUGCCGAGACUUUCACCGUUACUACGCUCGGCCACUGCCACUGCCCAGUUCCAGCUUGCAUCAAAAUGUCUUGCUGGUCGGCGGUGGCAGAGACCGUACAGCGUAGCUACUGAGCCCACGCUGCCCGGCCUUGACUCCUCUAAGCUCACCGUCACAAAGACGACGACGCCCAAGGACAUUCUAUCUUCGGAUGAAUUGGUCUUUGGCAGAACUUUCACAGACCACAUGCUGUCCAUCGAGUGGACCGCGGCGGACGGCUGGCUUGCCCCGCGCAUUACUCCUUACCAGAACCUCAGCCUGGAUCCUGCCACUUGUGUAUUUCACUACGCAUUCGAGUGUUUUGAGGGUAUGAAGGCGUACAAGGACCCCAAUGGCAAGAUCAGACUUUUCCGGCCGGAUAAGAACAUGGAGCGCAUGAACAAGUCUACUGCGCGCAUUGCUCUCCCUCAAUUUGACGGCAAUGCUCUGAUUGACUUGAUUUCCAAGUUUGUCAAGCUCGAUGAGCGUUUCAUCCCAUCCACCCGCGGCUAUUCGCUCUACAUUCGUCCGACUAUGAUUGGUACCCAGCGUACGCUUGGUGUUGGUCCCCCCGGCUCAGCUCUUCUCUACGUAAUCGCAUCACCCGUCGGCCCUUACUACCCAACUGGAUUCAAGGCCAUUUCGCUCCAGGCCACCGACUACGCUGUCCGCGCAUGGCCUGGCGGUGUUGGUGAUAAGAAGCUUGGCGCCAACUACGCCCCUUGCAUUGUCCCUCAGAUGACAGCCGCCAGGAAGGGCUUCCAUCAAAACCUCUGGCUCUUCGGAGAAGAGGAGUACGUGACGGAAGUUGGUACAAUGAACUUCUUCGUAGCGAUCAAGGACAAAGAGACUGGACAGAAGGAACUCAUCACCGCGCCAUUGGACGGAACUAUUCUCGAGGGCGUGACUCGUGACUCUGUGCUCUCGCUCGCCCGUGAGCGGUUGAUUCCGGAGGGCUGGAAGGUUUCUGAGCGCAAGUGCACGAUGAAGGAGAUUGCGAGUGCGUCUGAGGAGGGACGACUUCUGGAAGUCUUUGGUGCGGGCACCGCUGCCGUCGUCAGCCCUGUACGCAACAUUGGCUGGAGAGAUCGUAUGAUUGACUGCGGUCUUAAAGAGGGUGAAGAGGCCGGUGAAUUGGCGGCCCGCAUGAAGGACUGGAUUGAGGGCAUUCAGUAUGGUGAUGAGAGUCACCCUUGGGCCUUGACUAUUUAAAGGGUACAAUUGGAACGUGCAGUUUAUAUAAUUGGCAUAAUUGGCAGAGUUGCAACAGCCAUUUGGGAAAUACUAGCAUUAAAAGCUGAUGUCUUUGUUCUUCAUUUAUUCAAAGAGGGAAUCGAUGUAAAUAAAUGGGGGGUUCUAUUUUAACAUUUACGGGUAUAUAUUGACAGUUGAGACGAAACAAUUUUCACAUAGAUGACAGUCUUACCCGCAUACUCUUUGAUUCACGCAUAAGAUGAAUCGCUGAUAGGGCAAAGCAACCCAGGCAUUCGAUCAAAGUGGACCGAUGCACCAGCGCGCCUGUGCACACUCGGUUGCAGCCGAGAACCCGCCAUGAGAGCGAGAAUAGGCGGUAAAGCAGAUUUUGGGCAACGGCGAGGUUGAUGUCAGUUCUAAGCG